AUGAAACCUUAUACCACCAUUCUCAUAAUCUGCAGUUCUGUGAUAGCUGCAGUUGUGAUUUUAUGUUGUCUUUGCAUAAUUUUCGGUCGUAAGAAGAAGGAAACAGGACGACUAACUCCAGCUUCGAGUUCAACUAUUGGUUCGAGGCUGCCAUGGCCGCGACAAACAUAUCAUGUUCAUGAUAUUGAACCUGGACAAGGGGCUCGAACAAACAGACAGGGUGCUCGAGGAAGUGGGAUCAAGGACGGCGGGAUGGCCAUCUUGGCUGGAGCAGGCACUGCUAUAGCUACUGCAGCUGUGAUUGCCGGUUUGAGUAGCGAAGGAAGAGAGGGUGUCUAUGGUGAUGACUGUGGAGAUGGUGGCAGCAGCGAUGGUUAUGGUUAUGAUGGUAGUUGUGGAGAUGGUGACGGUGGUGGUGAUUGUGGAGAUGGUGGGAAAGGCGGAGGUGGCGGCUGUGGAGAUGGUGGCGGGGGCGGAGGCUGUGGUGGUGGUUGUGGAGGAUGUGGUGGUGGUUCUGAACUGUGA
Molecule: messenger RNA, 525 nt
Organism: Momordica charantia (bitter melon)
Lineage: Eukaryota; Viridiplantae; Streptophyta; Magnoliopsida; Cucurbitales; Cucurbitaceae
Source: RefSeq, a predicted model, not a curated record